Phascolarctos cinereus (koala) is the source of this 2028-nucleotide messenger RNA. RefSeq names its product chromosome unknown C1orf115 homolog (gene CUNH1orf115). Lineage: Eukaryota; Metazoa; Chordata; Mammalia; Diprotodontia; Phascolarctidae. The record is from RefSeq and is a predicted model, not a curated record.
UCCUGUCCAGUGCAGUCACAGGGCGGAGGGUCAGAGAAGGCGGGGAGCACAGGUUCUCCCUUCUUUCCUCUCCUCCCCACUCCUCUCCUCUGCAGUCCGCCGCGGUUCAGCAGCUUCGGCAGCAGCAUGACGGUGGGCGCCAGGCUCCGAGGGAAGGCGGAGGGCAGAUACCUUCGCAGGUUCCCGAGGCGGGAGCAAGAGGAGGAGGAGGCCUAUAUCCUGCAGCACCCGCAAUUAGAAGAAGAGGAGGAAGAAGAGGAGACUGAGGGGCAAGAAGUACCUCUGCAGCGCCCGGGGCCCCAGGAUGAGGCGAGGGAGGAGAAGGCACCUCAUUCCAAGAAAGUUCACUUUGCCUUUUUGCCGGAGAGUUACGAGCCCCUGGAGGAGCAGACAGCCGGAGAAAAGCCCAAAAAGAAAUAUAGGAAGAAGCUCAAGAAAUAUGGCAAGAAUGUUGGGAAAGUGAUCACCAAAGGAUGCCGAUACUUUGUCAUUGGUUUGCAAGGACUUGCCACGGCUUACUCAUCACCCUUUACAGCAUCAGCUACCCUCCUUUCCUUGGUUCGCUAAAAGAAAUCAUGGAGGCAGUGUUGACCUUGCUGCCUGGGAAGAACACAUCAUGGACUUUGACCCAGAAACUACUUGGGACUAGAGAGAAAAAACACUCUUUUCUUGUUGAGGUGGAUGAGAAGUGUUAAUGAAUCUGUCCCUUCCCUGCUUUCUGGUGCUUUUCAUCUUUGAAGUGUCCUGCUAUCAAUGGAAUCCUGGUCAAAGGGAAGCACGUGCAAUGAAAUAUAAGGCCAAAAAGAUGAGUUGAGGUUUCUCUCAGACAAGAUUCUCAGUUAUAGAAAAAUUGGUUUGCUAAAUACUGAGUCUGUGGCUCAGUAGUCUGAAGGAGAGCCAUGAGAAAGGCAGAAUCCAGGAGGGUGAACUUAAUGGGAAGGAGACUCUCAGUGAAUUAAGAUGGGGAGAAAUUUUGGCAGAGAAUUGGAUGCUUGGUGAUCGUGAGUGAAUCUUGAGUUGAUAAACAACUUUUGCCCAACACCUAGAAUCUUGUCUUCGAAGAAAUUCCCGUGUAAUGCAUCUUUACAGCUGCCCUCAUUUUGAGGACAGACUUCUGCUGGUUUUUUCUGUUGCUGAAAGCUUGGUUACCAUUAUGAAAAACAAUAGACAAGGCCAAUGAAUUUUGAAGAAUAAGGUAUCUUGAAAGCAGCAUUCUUGAAUUUGAUAUUAUUCAAAUUUAAGAAUUGCCUAUGAUCGCCUAAGUAUCUCUUUGGCUUGAAAGGGCUGUUGACAUUGAAUAAAUGUAUAAAGUACAAAGCCUGGAAAUUUCAGGAAGGUCAAUGAUUGUUUGACCUGGUUUAAUCUGAAGGUCUGCUCGGGACGUUUUACCAGUCUAGCCCACCCAAUUUAAGGCUAAGCAGACCUUUAUUGGAACAGCUCCGUUUGUUAUCUGAUUAGUGCAAAUGAAAUGCCCAACCAGGGAUACUAAAUCUCCCUUUUACUAUUCUUCUGCCAUUUCUACUGGAAGUCUUGUUUUUACUCUGUUGAAGGUAGGAGAGUAGAAAUGAAAGACUGAGGUAGUUUGGAACGGGAACAAGUUGGGAUGGUCAGGGCAGGACAGUUAAAACAAGGGGAUUCUGGCUUUCCAUUCUGGAAAUGGUUGAGUUGAAGAAAGUAACAAGGAAGUAGAGGAGAGACAGAGACAGAGAAUGAAGAGAAGAAGAGAGCAAAGGAGAGAAGAAGAAUGAGAGAGAUAAUAGAGAAGUAAAAGAAAGUAAUGAGAUUGAUGAGAAAAGGGAAGUUAGAAGUAAAGAGUUUGUCUUUAUUAUUGGUAACCAGAAUUUAGAAUCUUUGAAGUAAGGUAGCAGAAAAGUGACAUUACCAGCUGGUUCUUAAAAAACAAAACCCAAAUCCCCAAACCUAAAUUACGUAUACACACAAAUACUCAAAAGUUAGUACUUUUUAAAAGCUGUGACUUUAUUUUAGCUUGAUUUUAUGUAAUUUUAUGUCAUUGUUUUGGCAUGGGAA